UCCCAGAGGCACCCAUCACUGUCAGGUAGAACAGAAGACAACACCAGCAAGAUCACAAUGGCUCCAGCAAAGAUGUUGCUACUCAUCUGUGGCCUGACGCUGACUCUCUACCUGAGUGACAUCUCAGCUUUGAAGAUAGGGGCAUUCAACAUUAGAGCUUUCGGAGACUCAAAGAUAACAAACCCUGCAGUAUCGUCAGUUCUUAUGAAGAUAUUGCCUCGCUAUGAUAUUGUGGUUAUUCAGGAAGUCAGAGAUGCUGAUCACAGUGCGGUGAAGUUACUCAUGCAGAAACUAAACAGCUUGAACACCGGAUCUGUGUAUUCCCAUGUGAUCAGUGACACGUUAGGACGGGACGCAUAUAAGGAGCAGUACCUCUUUGUAUACAGGAAUGACAAAGUGUCUGUGCAAGAUUCCUACCACUACCAUGACCACUGCAUGUACACCGGAGAAGACACUUUCAGUCGGGAACCUUUUGUGGUCAAGUUUCACGUUCAAGGCGCAGUUAUUGAAGACUUUGUACUUAUCCCAUUGCACUCUGCACCAAAGGAUGCUGUUCGGGAGAUAGAUGCUCUAUAUGAUGUCUAUGAAGAUGUAUGGAACAAGUGGCAAACUGAUAGCAUGAUUUUCCUGGGGGAUUUUAAUGCUGGCUGCAGCUAUGUUACUGACUCUGACUGGGACAACAUCCGUCUCUGGACCAAUGAGGAAUUCGCCUGGCUAAUCCCCGACUCCACUGACACUACUGUGGGAAAUACCUGUUGUGCUUAUGAUAGGAUUGUGGUCAGCGGGGCAGACUUGCAGGAGGCAAUAGUCCAAGACUCAGCCCAAGUGUUUGACUUUCAGAAAAAAUAUAAACUGACACAGGAGGAGGCUCUCGCUGUAAGCGACCACUUCCCAGUAGAACUGGAGCUGAUGUGUGCUUGAAGAACACCACUGUAUGUCAGAAGCUGGAAUUGUGUCUUUACAAGGAGAAUUACACUCCCGUACCUUCCUGUAACUAAAGCACAAACAAAAAGACUACAAAGGACAAAAUGUACUUUCACUAUUUACCAAUAGUCUCACUAUUUGCAGUUGAUAUGAAUUUACCUCACUAAGAAUCCAAUGGAAAGGAGACAGCACCUGUUAUUGUUGUUGUGUAUCAGCCGCCAGAUAUUUUCUUACUUUAUCAGGUCCUCUUUUUGCCGUCCAGGGUCAUGUUGGGUUUAAUGAUUGCAUCUUCAUUCUCCAGCCAUCAACAGAACAAUUUAAUUCACUUAAAGGGAUACUGUCAAAGGAAAACAUGUUUUUUGCAAAACACAUCAG
Molecule: messenger RNA, 1299 nt
Organism: Xenopus laevis (African clawed frog)
Lineage: Eukaryota; Metazoa; Chordata; Amphibia; Anura; Pipidae
Gene: dnase1l2.S
Product: deoxyribonuclease I-like 2 S homeolog
Exons: 9
Coding region: 58-921 (287 amino acids)
Biological process (GO): DNA catabolic process
Cellular component (GO): nucleus
Molecular function (GO): catalytic activity; DNA binding; DNA nuclease activity
Source: RefSeq, a predicted model, not a curated record